AUGGAGCCUCGACUUGUAGGACCUGGGCCCUACCGAGCAACCCGACUGUGGAAUGAGACCGUUGAGCUCUUUCGGGAUGGAAUGCCCAUACGGAAGCAUCGUUGUCACUUCAAAAGCUAUGAGCGCUGCUUCACAGCUUCGGAGGCAAUAGACUGGUUGCACAGACUACUAAGGCACAAUCAGAACUUUAGCCCAGAGGUUACCCGUGCUCAAACAAUCCAGCUCCUUAAAAAGUUUCUGAAGAAUCAUGUCAUUGAAGAUAUCAAAGGAAGAUGGGGCAAAGAAGAUUUUGAGGACAAUGGCCACUUAUAUAGAUUUCCUCCUUUUUCACCGCUAAAACCAUAUCCUAAACGAUCUCCUUACCGAAAAGAAAUUAUUAAAUUUCCAAACUGGAAUGAUCUUGAAAGAGAUAGUUUCCAAGAACGCAUCCUAGUGAAACCUAUUACUUUGAAUUCAGAAAUGUGGUUCAAACGUCACAGUAUUGCAAUUGGAGAAGUGCCUACCUGCAAACUUGUACAUCGCCAGCAAUUAACAGAGGCAAAUUUAGAAGCGAUAUGGAGAUCCAUGACACUGUCCCGCUUGCAAAAAGCUUUAGGCUUGGAUUCACUGACUGACCUACUGGAUGCUAAACUUGUCAAUCCAAAGCAUAUAAUUCAGAAUGUAUAUAAUGUCAAUAAGCAAGGUGUUGUCAUUUUGGAAGAUAAAUCAAAGGAUCUUCCACACUGGGUGCUGUCGGCAAUGAAAUGUCUGGCAAAUUGGCCCAGGUGUCCUGAUUUGAGACAGCCAACUUACUCUGGGUUUGAAAGAGACGUCUUCCGAACCAUAGUAGAUUACUAUGGCCAUAUGAAGGAGCCUCUUCUCACUUUCCAGUUCUUUGAUGUCUUUGUCAGUGUACUAGGUCUCCUACAGAAUGAGAAGCUGGCCAUCGAAGCACUGCAGAUCUGCUGUCUGUUGCUUCCGCCAGCAAAUCGACGGAAACUUCAGUUGCUGAUGACUAUGAUGGCCAGGAUUAGCUCAAAUAAGGAACUGCCACCUCUCUCUGACACAGUUGCAACAAGAGCACUGAUGGUUCAAACCUUUUCUCGCUUUAUUCUUUGUUCCAAAGAUGAAGUGGACCUGAAUGAGCUACUGGCUGCUAAACUGGUGUCAUUCUUGAUGGACAAUUAUCAUGAGAUCUUAAAAAUUCCUUCUACCCUGAAAGCUGCAAUAGAGGAUCACAUAUCACAUCUUCAAAGGGUCCAGAUAAAAUAUCCAGGAGCCGAUACUGAUACAAGUUUGCCUGCCCCAUCGUUCUGUUAUCAAGUUAGCAUGGAUGAGUUUGAACACCAAAGAACAAAUGCCUUUCAAGAACCAUUGGCAAGUUUGUUGGAAGAAAUUGUGAUGAAUUCCGAAAUGUCUAUCAAAGAGAAGAAGAAAAAGCUGAAACGGUUUCAGAAAUCCUAUCCUGAUGUAUAUAAGGAGCGAUUUCCUACUCCUGAAAGUGAAGCAGCCCUAUUUCUAGAAAAGAGUAAGCAGAAACCAAUGCUGUUCACGUGGUCAUUUAAAAAGCCUUUCCAGCCAUUUCAAAGAACAAGAAGCCUUCGGAUGUAG
Messenger RNA from Varanus komodoensis (Komodo dragon), 1590 nucleotides. It is a transcript of the gene DEPDC1B, whose product is annotated as DEP domain containing 1B. The transcript is spliced from 11 exons. The record is from RefSeq and is a predicted model, not a curated record. Gene Ontology annotation, biological process: intracellular signal transduction; positive regulation of Wnt signaling pathway. NCBI's taxonomy places the organism in Eukaryota, Metazoa, Chordata, Lepidosauria, Squamata, Varanidae. Bases 1 to 1590 code for a protein of 529 amino acids.